AGCUGCACCCUCCGAGUUUUAGUCCUUGCUCCUUGCUCAUCGACGGCACUGUCUGCUGCCCAGCGCUGGCCGUGGGCCCUGCGAGCGGAGGCAUCGAGGGCAUUCCCGCGGCACACGGGCGUCGCGCCGCGCCGCGCGGCGAGCAAGCCGUCGGGCGCCAGGGUGCAGCUGACAUGCUGCCGAGCAGCUCGUGGCGCUGCAGCUGCCGGCGAUGAUCGCGCCUUGCUGGCCUUGCAGCUGCACCUGCAGCGGCUGCGGGCCCGAUGGAACUCCUGCCUUCCCACGCCAGCGCCGUGCUCGCCGCAGGUGCGGUGCCGCGCCCGGAAUGCAUCCUGCGCUGCAGCUUCGCCAGCGGCAGUGGCAGCGUGUGACAGGCAGCAGUGAAGGGUGCAGGCCAGGCAGCGUCAGCGACGCAUGACUCGGGAAGCACAGCCCACGCCAAAUAAGCAGCACGCAGAACGCCCAGCCCCAGGACGCCUUCGCCGCCGCCGUGCGGCCACGCGCGCGCUCUGCUGCAGCGCCAUCCUCGGGCCGAGGAGAUGCCGCGCCUGGCCCUUCGCGCCGCAGCCGCAGCGCUCCGAUCCGAUGCGCAUGCUAUGCUCCGCCUUGCGGUCACGAUGUUCUGUCCUUCGUGCGGAAGAGGCGGAUGCCAGGGUGCAGCAAGCGACGCGGCCUCGGCCUUGCGCUGCGGCCGCAAGGAGAAGGCGUGUCGGAGGGACGAAGGCUCCGCUUGUCCCCUCGCUCGCCAGCGCGCAGGUUUUCAUUUUCCACGUCGACGUCUCGCAUCAGUCGGAGUCGUCAGAUUCCCAGCUGCGCGUGGUGGCGGCAGCGUCGGCUGCGCUCCUGCACCCCUGGCAUGCCCGCCUCGCUCGUCUCCUCGCGCGGCCAAGUCGUCUCGUCCAGAUGCGCCUGCGGAGGCACCUGACGACGCAGCAUGUGGGACAGCAUCCCGUGCACAUCACCACCAUCGCCUUGCGCCGUGUGCUUGGCCUAGCGGGCCCGGCAAAACGGAGCCGCGCUUGUGCUGCGACCUGCACCUGGACGCCGGCAUGCGGGCCAGCAGAGGAGCAUCACCGUGCCGUCGAGAGGCCACUGCGGUGCCGUCGCUUUGCACUUCUGCGCGGCUCGCACUUUUGCCUGGUGUGUGGAGCGUCCGCGGGAGCGCAUCGCGAAUUUGCAACCGCAGUGCAGUGGAGUAGCCUAGCGUGGGCGAGAUGCCCGGAUCGCCUGCAUCCGGUUCCGACGGAACAGCACCACGGGUGGCUACGCGUGUCCCCUCGCUCGUGUUCUAGUGGAUUUCGCACGGUGCUGUGCCUUGGCGUGCAGCCCGGCAUCAUGCGUCCCGCCGGCCGCACGGACGUGAGGCUGGCCCUUGCGGCGACGCUCCCGCUCCGAAGUCCAUUCGCACGCGUGCCAUGCGGUGCGCAGAUGCACUUUAGAUGCAGGAGAGGAGACGGCAGGCGAGGCAGGAGACACCCUGUUCCCUGCAUGCUGGGUGCUGUAUGUCGUGCUCUGGGGCUGGUGCUGUGCUGCGCGCAUGCCACACUCAGACUCCGGGCUCGAGCAGCAAGCGCCGUUCCGAGCUCCGGUCGGGGCAUCUCGUGCGAGAGCCUCCGCCGUUUGUCCCUCAUUCCCGAGCUCACUGUCCGACCGCACCUUGCUUUGGCCGUGCUUCUUCCGUCCAGUUUCGCCGCUGCACAGACACGUCGCCGGGGCGAGAUGGCCGAGCGCCCGGUCCCGAACAAGCCUCGGCCAGAGAUCUCGCUUGAUGUGAGUGCCUUGCUGGCACGCGCGACGAGGAGAGGCCUCGGCGUCUUCAUCUGCAAGGCUUGGGCCGCGGCGUGCGACUCGGCUUGCCGUGCGUCGGCAUCGGCGCCGCUCGAGGUCUUGGCUCGAGGGCGGGCCCCUUGCUUGCCUGCGCACCCCGCGUCCAGGUUCGCGCUUUUCUCAACCGCUGGGCUCCAAGUCGGAGCUGCGUGUGCUCGAUCGCACCGACUCGGUGGGGCUGCGAUGCGAAUCAUGGCCGCUCAUCAAUCCUUCAGCGACGAGCGAACACCUCGGCGUGGCCUGGCUGUGAGGAUUGCGUGCUUCGCGCUGCCGCAGCGGACAAUCAAAGGCAGCGUGUGCCUCGUGCACCAGGUUGGCUUGACGAGACGCAGGCACAGGCAGGUCGAGCUGAGUGCCAAGUGGCGAGUUCGCUGGAGCAAGUCGGUGUCCCGGUACAGACCGACGCCGAGGCCGCAAGGUACAGCCUCCAGCUCGCCGCCGCGGAAAGCCGACAGCUGAGUCUUACUGCGCGCUCGGAUCAACGAAGCCGUGCGGGCCUCGCAUAGAUACUCCGUUGCGCCGUCCUUUUGAUCGCAGAGGACCCGAUCGGCCGUCGCACACCGCCAUGCAUCGCGAACUCAUGACAGUCUCGCCGAUGCAAGACGGGCCGCCAGGCGCAUGCGGUCUGCCCUGCGCUCUGCCUUGCGUGCAGCGUGCAGGUGGUUAUGCCGAUCGCUCCGGGACGGGCCUUGCUCAGCAAGGUUUGUGCUGUGUGCCGCGCGAGGAAAGAUCUCCAGGCCAAAUUCCGACAAGGCGAA
Messenger RNA from Tilletiopsis washingtonensis, 2585 nucleotides. RefSeq lists its product as hypothetical. Bases 415 to 2286 code for a protein of 623 amino acids. The record is from RefSeq and is a predicted model, not a curated record. The transcript has a single exon. NCBI's taxonomy places the organism in Eukaryota, Fungi, Basidiomycota, Exobasidiomycetes, Entylomatales.